Myxocyprinus asiaticus (Chinese sucker) is the source of this 6223-nucleotide messenger RNA. It is a transcript of the gene cemip, whose product is annotated as cell migration inducing hyaluronidase 1. Bases 1261 to 5313 code for a protein of 1350 amino acids. NCBI's taxonomy places the organism in Eukaryota, Metazoa, Chordata, Actinopteri, Cypriniformes, Catostomidae. The transcript has 29 exons. The record is from RefSeq and is a predicted model, not a curated record.
UCAUAUGAACUCAUGCUGUAGCUCGGAGACUACAGUGCAUCAGCUACGUGUAACACAGCACUUUUCCCGCGGAGCUGACAACGAUUUGUUCAUGCUACAGGUUGGUCUGCCCUUGUGGACCUUUAUCUUUUGUGGAUUUUGAACAACUCAUGAAUUAUGCCACUGUUGCUUAUGUUGUAAAGGUUACUAAAAUCGAUAUGUUUACCAGCCACAUGUGUAACUUCCUGAGUUUGAUUUUUGCGGAUUUUAUCCCACUAGUGCUGGUGAGAACCUGGUGCGUCAAGGUGCGCCUGUUCUGAUCUCAUCUCAUCCGUUACUCGCUCAUGUGUUUUAUCUAGCAUUGUUUUUGUAUAAUGGCAAAAAAUCGGAGCGUUUUUGCAGGCAAGACACGUUAUACAUAAAAUGAUGUGUUCGAACUGUCAUCGCGCACUGAAUGAAUGGUUAAAUUAAAGCGUAAACGCCGUGUCUAAAUGCAGAUAAAACGUGUAGAGUGAGUUGCUUGGCAAGUGUUUGCGGCAACAUGGGUCACACGUGCAUGUUCAAACAUAAAGCGAAUUGACAGCGCGCGUUUAUAAAGGUGCGUCAUUUCAUCUGGGAGUCCGCGUCUCGCGCGGUCCUUCUGGAGCCGGAGGGCGCGCGGCAUCUCCAGGAUCAGAUGCUCAAACUCAGGUUUGAUUCUGAUGCACACCGUGGUCGUAAUAGGACACUGAAACUUUCAAAUUAACAUUUAGGUUCUCCUAUAAUUGCUGCUUGACAAACAAUGGGGUACAGUGAAGAGAUAGUGUGUGGUGUAGACGGGUAUGGGAUUGUAUAAUGUGGUAUUGGGUAGUGAUGAGUAAGGAAUUGAAAGUAUGUAUGGAAAAAGAUUGCAUACACAGUAAAAAAAGGUUUUGUUUGGUAACCUAAAAUUCAAUUAAGUGGUUUUACUCAAGUCAGAAAUGCUAUUUAAUAUGAAUAAACCAUUCUAACAUAUUAGGCUACACCAUCCAAAGUAAUUGUUGUGGGUUAUAUCAAGUAGAUAUAGAUCCUUGUAACAUAUUUCAUUGUAUAGUAUAGUGUAGUAUAGUUUAGUAUGCAAUUUUGAGUUUAGAAUUUCAGGUAAUUCAAUUAUGCGCAGUUGUGCAUGCACCUUUCCCUUUCCCGAUACACCUGGAAACAGGACUCUGAGGACAUCAGUUUCCAUAUGCGUCACCAUCGUCUUGGAAAUCAAGGUGACGCGCCUUUUUAUCUCUGGACCAAACCAACCAACAGUGCUGAAAAAUGAAGAUCUGUGUUGCUUUAAUUGUAAAAGUAGCUGCUCUUGCCAUUGCUCAGGCUGUCUGUCCAGAUAAGAUACCUGGUUUACAACCCUGGAACCCCGGUCACAACGAGGCCCAUCAAGUUACCAUCGGUUACGGCCGGAAAGUCAUCCUUACCUCCUCUGCAACCGUCCAUUCCAUCGAGAUCCUCAGUGGAGGGAAGCUUGUGAUAGCAGAUACCAAUCGACCCAUUUUGCUGCGAGCUAAGCACAUCCUCAUCGGGAACAAAGGCGAACUUCACAUCGGCAGUCCAGAUUGUCCUUACAAAGGCAACCUCACCAUCUCUCUCUUUGGCAGGUCUGAUGACAGUGAUGACCAGCACAGUUAUUUUGGCCGAAAGUACAUUGGUGUCGGAACUGGAGGAACAUUAGAGAUCCACGGAGAACAGAAGCUGUCAUGGACGUUCCUAAACAAAACACUCCAUCCUGGGCAAGGCAGUGAGAACAGUUACCACUUUGAGAGGAGCUGGGGCAACAGAGGCAUCAUCAUUCAUGUCAUCAACCCAAAAACUGGGGAGGUGCUACACUCUGAUAGGUUUGACACAUAUAGGAGCAAGGAUGAGAGCAGGCGACUGGCCCAGUAUGUAGACGAUGUGGAAAAUGGGCAGAUCUUGGCUAUGGUGGUUAAUGAUGAAGGAUCCAACAACCUGGAGGAUUUGGCUAAAAAGUCUCUCACAAAACUGGGCAGUCGGCACUUCCAUCGACUUGGCUUCCGGCAUCCUUGGAGUUUUAUUACAGUGAAGGGCGAUGCCUCGUCUGCGGUCGAGGAUCACGCUAUCUAUCAGGGAACCAAGGCUUCUUCUGAGGCAAGGAGCUCACGGGUGUUCCAGUCAGGUUACGGAGAGCAUUUUAACAUCACCACCAUCAGUCAGUGGGUACAAGAAGCUGAGUGGACAGAGUGGUUUAACCGCGAUGACGAGAGGGGGUCAGGGGACUGGGAGAAACUGUCCGAACUCCACAAAGCUUUUCCAGAGCGUCUGUGCAGUAACCCCUUAGAUAUUGAGGCAGAAACUCUUGACGGCAUCCCUGCCAACAUGACAGGAGAAGUUUUCUCCAAGUUUGACAGAAACUACGGCUUUGUGUGCCUCAACAAAGACCAAGUGGACAGGAUUUGCCACAACUACCAUGUGCGUUUCCUGUGCGGCAAACUUGUGCGUCCACAGGCUUCCAUCUCCAUAGACACCCUGUCUAACUGCAGUAUUCUGGAUCUGGCGGACGAACCUCACGGCUGGACGUUUGGUGACAGGAUCGUGGUGGCCAGCACAGACUACUCCAUGCACCAAGCGGAAGAGUUCAGCAUCCUGCCUUGCCCCUCGUGCUCAAGGAACCAGAUCAAAGUAGAAGGUAAACCAACGUACCUUCACAUGGGAGAGGAGGUGGAUGGCGUGGACAUGCGUGCAGAAGUGGGGCUAUUGAGCCGCAACAUCCUCAUCAGAGGCGAGAUGCAGCCCACCUGUUACGGCAACGAUGCCUGCAAAUUCUUCUCAUUUGACACUUUCGGUGGACAUCUCAAGAUGGAGCGAGGUUUCCGCUCGGUGCAUGUGGAAGGGGUGGAGUUAAAGCAUAUGGGACAGCAGUCUUUGGGACACUACCCCGUUCACUUCCAUAUGAACGGGGACGUAGAUCAGAAAGGAGGCUACUACCCACCUACUUAUGUGAAAGAUUUGUCCAUUCAUCACUCCUUUUCCCGAUGUGUCACCGUUCACGGCUCCAACGGGCUACUGGUGAAGGACGUGGUGGGCUAUGAUGCUUUAGGACACUGCUUUUUCACUGAGGAUGGACCGGAGGAAAGGAACACAUUCGACCACUGUCUGGGUCUACUGGUGAAGGCGAGCACACUGCUGCCCUCCGACAGAGACAGCAAGAUGUGCCGAGACAUAACGAACGGAGCUUUUCCUGGAUACAUAGCCAAACCUCGCCAGGACUGCAGUGCCACCUCUACCUUCUGGAUGGCUAACCCCAAUAACAAUCUCAUCAACUGUGCUGCAGCCGGCUCCGAGGAAACGGGAUUCUGGUUCAUUUUCCACCACAUCCCUACCGGGCCAUCAGAGGGCAUGUACUCCCCUGGCAAAACCGAGCAUACACCCAUGGGUCUCUUCAUGAAUAACAGAGCUCACUCCAAUUACAGGGCAGGAAUGAUCCUCGACAAUGGUGUGAAGACCACAGAGGCUAACGCAAAGGACAAGAGGCCCUACCUUUCCCUAGUAGGAGCUAGGUAUGGCCCACACCAGGACGCAGACCCCUUCAAACCAAGAGUUCCUGCUCUUAUCCACCACUUCGUGGCCUACAAAAACCAGGACCAUGGUGCAUGGCUGAGGGGAGGUGAUGUUUGGCUGGACGAUUGCCAGUUUGCUGAUAAUGGAAUCGGCCUCACUCUCGCCAGUGGUGGAACAUUCCCUGAUGAUGACGGCUCCCGUCAGGAGGUGAAGAACUCGCUUUUUGUGGGAGAAAGCGGGAACAGAGGAAUGCCCGACCUGGAUGAUCAAACCUGGGGACCGGGUGGCCCCGAUCACCUCAGCAGGUCUAUUCCAAGAGGAGUGGACUUCCCUAUUCGUGGAAUGCAAAUCUAUGACGGGCCAAUCAACGUCCAGAACUGCACGUUCCGCAAAUUCGUAGCUCUGGACGGACGGCACACCAGUGCUUUCGGAUUCCGCCUGAACAACUCGUGGCAGAGUUGCCCUAACAACAACGUCACUGACAUCACCUUUGAUGACGUGCCGAUCACCUCACGUGUGUUCUUUGGUGAGCCGGGCCCCUGGUUCAACAAAAUGGAAAUGGAUGGCGACAAAACAACCAUUUUCCAUGACAUUGAUGGCUCAGUGAGUGAAUACCCAGGUGCUUUCCUCGUCAAAGAGGACAACUGGCUCCUGCGACACCCCGACUGCAUUGACAUCCCGGACUGGAGAGCUGCCAUCUGUAGCGGGCGCUACGCCCAGAUUUAUGUCCAGACCCGGAACCCGGCCAACCUUAGCAUGAAGAUGGUAAAGGAUGAGUAUCCAGACAAGCCUCUGGAACUGGUUGGUGCUCUGGGAAAGAAGAACCACUACCAGCAGUUCCAGCCCGUUAUCACUCUGGGAAAAGGAUACACCAUGCACUGGGAUCAAGCGGCUCCUGCAGAGGUCACUAUCUGGCUCAUCAACUUUAACAGAAAUGACUGGAUAAAUGUGGGCAUCUGCUACCCCAGAGGCACAGCAUUCACCAUAAUCUCUGACAUCCACAACCGCCUCACCAAAGAGACAAGGAAGACGGGGGUGUUCAUGAGAACCACUCAGAGAGAGAAGAUGGGCCACUCACACCAGACAAGAGGAUAUUACUACUGGGAGGAGGACACAGGGCUGCUCUUCCUUAAAGUCAAAGCACACAAUGAGAAGGAAGACUUUGCUUUCUGCUCGGUAAAGGGAUGUGAACGAGUGAAGAUCAAAGCCGUUAUCCCCGCUGGCAGCGGUCCCAGUGACUGUAUAGCCGAAGCCUACCCCAAACAUGCCGAGAUGCCCAUUGUAGAUGUGCCUUUGCCCAAGAAACUGCCCCGCUCAAGACUGCCUCAUACACCAGAGCACUUCCUUGAAGUCAAGCUAGAGUCAUAUAACACACGUUUCUUCCACAUCAAAGAGGACUUCGCCUAUACUGAGGUAAAUGGUAAGAAGCUCUACCAAUCAGAGGACGGUGUGCAUGUGACUGUGAUUGACGGCCACAGCGGUACAAUCCUGGAGUCUAAAGGCUUCAGGAACUCUAUACUACUGGGCAUUCCUGCUCAGAUAAAGAACUACAUCACAAACCUCAAAGACGAGUCAGUGGUUUUGAUCACCUCUAAGGGAAGACUGGUCACCAGGGGGCAAUGGACCAAAGUUCUUGAGACCCUUGGAGCAGACCCGACAGUGAGGUUGAAAGAUAAGCUAGCCUUCGUUGGCUUCAAAGGUUCCUUCCGGCCAGACUGGGUGAGGAUGACUGUUGAUGAAGACCGGGCCAAACUUCACCAAGUGCUACCCAUUCCAGUGGUUAAGAUGAUAAAGCUAUGAAAACAAGCAGCAUGCCCUUGGAAAAAUCAGACUCUCAGUAACACCACUGCCGGAGGAGCCAGCUGCGCCCACACAGCCAGGACUACUGAACCUAAAGGACCAAUCAGAACCGAGCAUGUCUUCAUGUUACCUAGCAACCCCUCCCAGCAGAUUCCAUUGUAUGUGACAAUGUGGAUGUUAAGUGAUUUUUGGAUUGUGGCGUCAAUUGAUUAUACUUGAGUUUUUAACACAAGAAAAAAGAAGAAAAAUUAAAAACAAACAUGUAACAUUCCUCGUUUUUGUCCCUCUCAGUGAUGUUUGCCUUCAUGUUAUCCCGAACAAGGUGUUUUUCUAAAUAUGUUAAAAAAAAAAAAAAAAGAGGAGGUUUAAGAUUGUAUAUGUUGUGAGGUUUCUUCAUUUUACUUUUCAUGCACAAGAGUUUUUGGUUGAUUUCGUUUGUGUUGUACGAGAGAGCCAGCGAAAAGCAAUGCAGUCUUAAAUUGAACGGCUUCGAAUCUGAGCAUUAGUAUAUGUCAGUCUAUCAUAAAAUGAUAAAAUCUGUGACAAAUUGGCUUUUCUUCCUUUUGGCAAGAAGUACGACAGUGUCCCUUUGCCGAAAUAGCUGGUCUUUUUUCGGAGAUUGUAAGUGUUUUGUAUGUUUUGUGUAUUUCUAAAAAAAUCCUGAUUGAUAACAGAGAUAUAUUUUAUAUUUAUUUAUUGUACAGGCACUAUUACACAAAUCCAGAAGGGAUAUCUUUUAAGGGACUCCUAAGUUGUAAUGUAUUUCUGUCCUAUCUGUAAAAACUCUCACUUUAGUGUAUAAUUCAAAUAUACAGGACUUUAAGUUGUAUAUGGAUGUGAUGUAAAUGUAACUGAUUUCAAAGUAAUAAAAAUGUAUUACUUUACAUAAACAAAAUAAAGACUUUUGUAC